Fulvia fulva is the source of this 804-nucleotide messenger RNA. Its product is annotated as Short chain dehydrogenase claC. The coding region runs from base 1 to 804 and encodes 267 amino acids. The record is from RefSeq and is a predicted model, not a curated record. The transcript has a single exon. Gene Ontology annotation, molecular function: oxidoreductase activity. Lineage: Eukaryota; Fungi; Ascomycota; Dothideomycetes; Mycosphaerellales; Mycosphaerellaceae.
AUGGCUGUUGUGAAUGGCAACUACAUUCCUGGUCGACUGGAUGGAAGGGUCGCGGUUGUAACAGGAUCUGGGCGUGGUAUCGGCGCAGCUAUUGCUGUCCAUCUUGGCCGGCUAGGAGCCAAUAUCGUGGUGAACUACGCCAACUCGGCUUUGGACGCUCAGAAAGUCGUCGAUCAGAUCAAAGGAGCCGGCUCUGAAGCUAUCGCGAUCAAGGCCGACAUUCGAGAUGUCUCACAAAUCAUGCGACUAUUCGACGAGGCAGUCGCCCAUUUCGGCCAUGUCGAUAUUGCUGUAAGCAACUCCGGGGUUGUCAGCUUCGGUCAUCUCAAGGAUGUCACGGAAGAGGAAUUCGAUCGAGUCUUUAGCCUGAAUACUCGGGGUCAAUUUUUUGUUGCUAGAGAAGCAUAUCGACACCUGUCCGAGGGAGGCAGGAUCAUUAUGACCUCGUCGAAUACUUCCAAGGACUUCAGUGUUCCUCGACACUCGCUCUAUUCUGGAUCGAAAGGCGCCGUCGACUCCUUCGUUCGCAUCUUCUCCAAGGAUUGCGGUGAUAAGAAGAUCACUGUCAAUGGCGUCGCACCAGGAGGCACCGUGACAGAUAUGUUUCAUGAUGUCUCCCACCACUACAUCCCGGAUGGCGAGAAGUACACAGCCGAGCAGCGACAGCAGAUGGCAGCUUUUGCAUCGCCGCUUCAUCGCAAUGGCUUCCCGGAGGAUAUCGCUAAUGUUGUUGGAUUCCUUGCGAGCAAAGAAGGAGAGUGGAUCAAUGGCAAGGUCAUAAAUUUGGAUGGCGGUGCUGCGUAA